AUGAACGCGUACGAAUCCCAAUCCGAGUCUGAAUCCGAUUCCCACUCCGUUUUGGUAACAAUAAGCUCAAAACUGAUUAUAAAUGAAAACGAGAAAGAGAAGGCCGAGGUCAGUGCUGAACAGAAAUCGGAUGAGGCCCAAGACACUCUUUAUAUAUUCGAGGAAAUACUUUCACCGCAUAAAAAUAACAAAGAUCACCUUAUUGGGGAAAAAGAAGAAGCUCAAUUAAAGGAAGGUGAAGACCGCAUUGUUGAUCUUGAAAGAUUUCAGUCGCUUUCAAGUGAAAAAGCAAACCCUGCGUGUGAAAAUCAGCUACAAAAUCCCUUAGAGCAUCAUGAAAAUAAUACGCUUGACAAAGCAAUAGAAAGAAAUCCUAUUGUUAUAACAGAACAAGCAUCGGAAAACAAGGAAGAAAAUCGCCCAAGAGAUCGAGAGGAAAGACCACUAGUUUUGGAAGAAAGACACUCGCUUUCAAUAGCGGAGACAAAAAAACGUCGCGCCAGUGUUUAUUGUGACGAUAAUCUGUUUAUACCUCGGGAAUUGGCUCGCAGUGAGCUGCAUCAGCGAAGAUUUCCCACAUCCCUAAAUAACUUGGAUCGAAUCAGCAAACAUAGUGACUACCGCUUACGAAUGCUAAAGUUUCCAGUUGGAUCAGGCCGAGCUCGUUUUGUGGCGCAGCAAUUGAAGAGGAGAAAGUUAAGGGAGCAGAGAAUGAAGACUGAGGAGAAAAGAAAGCUCCUUGAACACAAAAAAUCGCAAAUGAAAGAGGAAACCCAAAUGAUGCCUAAUUUGAAUCAAGAGAAAUUGCCCAGCGAUGAAGAGUGUUGCAUAAUUCUGGAGGAAAUCGUUGUGUCAGAGACCGAAGAGGAUGGCACCGAUGAGCUGAUAGAGCGCGUGUCGAAACGUCAAUUGAAGCGAUCCUCCAGCUUGGACUUAAGUCGUAGCAGUGCUAACGAGCUGCUGGCGGAUAAACAGGAUCAGCAACAAUUGCCGCUCUUCCGUUGGCACAAUCCGGACUGCAGCGAUAACAGCCGAAAGAUGGGAAUCCUGGAGGAUAUAAGUCUGUCUGCUAGCGUUGAUAUUCAAGUGGGCUACAGCGAAAUGCCCAACACUUCAAGUGAGACAGCUUCUCAGCAACAACCACAGCAACAUCAAGAAGUGAUUGUGGAGGUGGUGGCUGCUGAAUUGCAGUCACAGCAGCAGCCAUUGCCUCGUCCAUGUGCCGAGGUCGUUGAGCAACCACAGCAACAGCAGCAACAGCUUCAGCUCACUUAUAGUCAGCAGCAACACCAACAUCAGCAGCAGCAACAACAUCAAUAUUAUUUGCGUCAGCUGCAACCUCCUCCGUAUCAACCACGUUUGCAGUGCUUUCAGGAUGCCUUCUCGCAAUACGCCGAGUCGCAGCUGGCAGAUUCCAAUAACACACUGAUGCCACCGCCACCGCCGCCACCAGUGACGACAACAACACUAGCAUCACUGCGACCAACGCCAAUGCAACCACCACCACCACCAGUUGCAUAUCGCACUGAAAUCAGACAACAACCUGCGCGCAGUGGGCGCAUGAUGAGACGUCGCCACACCAUCGAUCAUAGAGCUAAUAAUAUGAUGUUAUAUCCACCAUAUGCAACACCAGCUGCUCCAUCAAGAGAAGCGCUUCGCCGUACAAAUGCCACAGCAGCAACUGCAGCACACUUUUCGCGACCUGACACGUCUACAACUGUUGCCAACGAGAGAAACCAUGUGAAUCAGGCAAUUGAACAAACUGCAAUUACGUCCAUCAUCAGCAAUUAUGUGACAAACUAUUUGAAUGACAUGGAAUCAAGAAAUCCAUAA
This is a messenger RNA of Drosophila sulfurigaster albostrigata, 1833 nucleotides long. Its product is annotated as SUN domain-containing protein 2. NCBI's taxonomy places the organism in Eukaryota, Metazoa, Arthropoda, Insecta, Diptera, Drosophilidae. Bases 1 to 1833 code for a protein of 610 amino acids. The record is from RefSeq and is a predicted model, not a curated record. The transcript has 8 exons.